UUGGCCUAUGAUGUGAUGUGUCUAAUUAACUCUGGAGCUCCUCCCACCUGUGGCUUCUCAGUCAGGAUGUCGACAGCUGUCGUUAAAACGUGCAACGUACUUUGGGUUCCGUUUAAAAGCGACUGUGAGGAGCUGCUGCGACGUUUCCAGCAGACGAAGUCGGUGCGUUAUGAAGAGUUUGCGUCCAUAUGGAGAGUUAUGGACUUCUCCAGUGUCUAUUAGUAAGGCCUGACUGAACUGUGCUGGAAUCAUUUAUCUCUGUUGCAACGAGGUGGCAUGACCACAAACUACGAAAAAAGACCCUUUAUUCGUCUUGUCUUUACCACAGUGUAUGAUUACUUCUUGCCCCCGAACAGCUUUCAGAUCCGAGUAGGGGCUCUGUACAUGUUGUAUGGCCUUUACUUCACACAGCUUGUCAGCCCAAAGGAGAAGAUCUCCAUUGCACUGAAGGACUGGAUGAGUGUGCAGAACUUUGUCGCCGAUGCUGUUGACUGUCAACACCUGGAUGUUGUAUAUAUCUACAGGAAGCUUGUUUCUGAGAAGGCUUUUUUUUAUUCUGCCAUGCCAAAUCAGCUCACCUUUGAUGCAAAGCGCCGUUUUAAAAACAAGAAUAUGAACAAGUCGUUUCAGGACCUGCCAGACAGAGUAACCGAACUGGUUAAUGCAAGUACACUGGAGGAAAUUAGAAAUGUGCAGGCUCAUUAUGAACGGAUUAAGCAGGCUCUAAAUGUGUCUGCCUCAGUCAGCGUGACCCCAGUCAACCUGAGCAUGCAGCUUGAGGAAUGUGUACUUGCCUUUCAGCAGUGGCAGGAAAAAACAAAAAAACUGAAGAAUGCAAGCUGUGAUAAAAAAGCAAAGGAAAGCGUUCAGCAGUUAGAGUGCUCCAACAGGGCAGAUCUACUGGCCUCAAUAAAGUCAAAGUCUUAUGGGGAUCUACCAAUGGACUCCAAAUCUAGACGACACGGAGAGGAUGGAACGGACAACUCUGGUUCAGGAACGGACCAUAAGCCGGCAUUGUCUCCACAGAAAAAUAAGCAGCUCUCUCUUAGACAGAGGACGUGGCAAAGCCUGGGCAAGGAAGAGUCAGAAGAACGUAGAAAACAACUCUGGCUUCUAAGUGCAAUGAAGGACGACAGAGCAGUUUUCAAGAAAUAUGAACAGAAGAUCAAAUUUAAGUGGUGAAAUGUGAGUGGUGAUGUGCGUUGAGCGGAUUUGUUUCUCACUCCGAAGAUUUCUUUUCUUUUUUUUUUUUGUAUUUCUGAAAUUCCUACUUUUGGGUUUUUUUGGACAGACUAUUUGUAGGAACUAAGUGUCAUUGGUUAGCUUCAGUUUUACAGGUAUUUAAUAAAUAUAUUCUUGGAGAAAAUAUUGAUCAAUCUUCAUUUUAUAAUUUAUUGUAUCACACACUACUGACAAUGUAUAGAAGCUUAAUUAGCAUAAAAUAAGUGCAUAAAAAACGAGUUUCUGGGUUGCUUGCCUGACUGGUGGCACUUUUAAGGCAAUUAAGAUAAUGUAAAUGAAUAAAGAGGGUUUUGAGCCA
Molecule: messenger RNA, 1540 nt
Organism: Tachysurus fulvidraco (yellow catfish)
Lineage: Eukaryota; Metazoa; Chordata; Actinopteri; Siluriformes; Bagridae
Gene: snapc1a
Product: small nuclear RNA activating complex, polypeptide 1a
Exons: 11
Coding region: 277-1182 (301 amino acids)
Biological process (GO): snRNA transcription by RNA polymerase III; snRNA transcription by RNA polymerase II
Cellular component (GO): snRNA-activating protein complex
Molecular function (GO): sequence-specific DNA binding
Source: RefSeq, a predicted model, not a curated record